AGUUAAUAGAGGGGACUGGUUAUGAAGGCCGGCAUACAUGAAAGGGCCGGCCUAUUGUUCGGCUCCUGAGGUUGAAACGUACCGUGACGUCACGCGAACGUGCACAUCCUUGAUUUGCACUACAAGGCAACAUGGCGGAUAGUAGUGAACUUUUUAUUUUCGGAGACGAUUUUGAUGCCAUUUUAGACAUUUUAGAAGAAGAAGAAGAGCUAGAUGAAUACUUUACAGAAGCUGCUGACGAUGUCGAAUUCGAUGACUUAGUAUGCGAACUGUGUUCCAAGAAGUGCAAAAGCAAGAGUGGGUUAAAGCGACACAAAACAGCGAAGCACAAAGACCAAAAUAGUGCAGAUUCGUCCGAAAAGCCAAGGGAAACAGAGCAGUUCACCUUCGAGAUUUAUUGUGAAAUCAUCCACAAAGCAAAAGCCAAAAUAGUUGGAAAGAAAUUGUAUCCAAGUUCGAUUAGAGAGGAAAUAAAUACCUACCAAACAAAUCCAGCAAAUGGAGGUAUAAGCG
Messenger RNA from Stylophora pistillata, 513 nucleotides. RefSeq lists its product as uncharacterized. NCBI's taxonomy places the organism in Eukaryota, Metazoa, Cnidaria, Anthozoa, Scleractinia, Pocilloporidae. The record is from RefSeq and is a predicted model, not a curated record.